Molecule: messenger RNA, 243 nt
Organism: Pelobates cultripes (western spadefoot toad)
Lineage: Eukaryota; Metazoa; Chordata; Amphibia; Anura; Pelobatidae
Source: the annotation of a GenBank genome assembly
AUGUAUCCCGACGACAGGGAAUACACCCACUACUCCAUGAUCCACAAACGCUACUCGAGAAUAGAGGAUAUAUUCAUGCAACAAGAACAAUUAACAACAAUGCAAACAGCUGAGAUAGGAGCUGCACAAUGGUCCGACCAUGGACCAGUCAUUCUGAAGAUAGAUUCCCAAAGGAUGCACCCAACCUCGUGGGCAUGGAGGCUCCAAGACUCGCUACUGCUUAACCUAACAGUAAAGGAACAG